Poecilia latipinna (sailfin molly) is the source of this 5085-nucleotide messenger RNA. It is a transcript of the gene mn1b, whose product is annotated as meningioma 1b. The transcript has 2 exons. NCBI's taxonomy places the organism in Eukaryota, Metazoa, Chordata, Actinopteri, Cyprinodontiformes, Poeciliidae. Gene Ontology annotation, biological process: regulation of DNA-templated transcription. The record is from RefSeq and is a predicted model, not a curated record. The coding region runs from base 1131 to 4880 and encodes 1249 amino acids.
GCUGGCUCCUCUGGACGCGUUGAUCUCACACAGCGCCAAGCGGCGGAACGGAGUACGUGAGUGAGUGGAUCUGUGAAUCGCUCCGGAGCGCGCUCAGACCAGACCAGACCAGACCUCAGCACAACAGAGCACAGGCAGAGAGCCCAGCAGACCGUACUGGCUGAACCGAGGGACGCGCGCGUUUACAGCCGAUCGGAGCGCACCGACCGGGGACUUAAAGCGCGGAGGCUUCUCCACCGAGCGCAUGAGCGGCCGCGCGGUGAAGGAUGCUGUCAAGCCGCUCCGUGGUUGUGGAGCACCGGGGAGUGCACGCCGCACCGCUCCUGGUUCACUGACGCUCUUGUUGGAGAUUCGUGUUUAUGGACUUCCAUAUAUAAGCCCUUGGACUUUUGGUUUUCAAGCCUGCUGAAACAGUUUAUUUUUCUUUCCGCUUUUUCUUUUUCUUUUUUCUUUUUAUUUUUUAUUAAAGGACACCGGUGCGCAGAAAUUUGUCAGAGAGACGCGCACACCGCUCCACACUGACUUUUAUUUCUGGUGUUAUUUCCAGUAUGGGACCUUACACAAAAAAAUCAGUCUGGGACCUUUUAUACCGGGCUGGAAUAAGGAACUAAACGAGGAAAAACUGUCAUAUUUUUGUUGAUCUCCUCGAAUCUUGUGCGCUCUUUUCAUUUUCCCCCGGAGCGGUUUUUUUUUCAUCCAAAGAAAAUUGGGCACAAAGAACAAUAACUUGUAAAAGUCGCCGCUUUUGUGCAAGUUUUAUUUUAUUUUAUUUUUUUCUAUCAAGAAAGACUAAAACUAAAAGGAAGAGCAGACAGUUUCACCUAUUAAUGCGGGAACAGACAAGCAGUUUCCGUGCGUAUUUGGCACCGUCUGUCCCCGCUCCACUCCGCGUCCUUGGAGAAGUAAAAACAAAAAAACAAAAAAAACAAACUCCCUUUUGAUUCCCAGAAAUGAGAACUUAUUUGGUGAGUUUUAUCGUUUAAAGUCUACUAAACAUAUUAAUCAUUAGUUUCAUCAACAUUGUGUAUCAUUUUUUCCCCCCCUUUUUGCUUUUGGGGACAGACGGAAAAAUACAGAGUGUGCCGAUGUCUGGCAAACUGGCCGUCAUGUGGGAUUGAUUGCUGGGGAGUAUGUUUGGGCUGGAGCAGUUUGGUUCUCAAAUUAAUAGCAGAAACCCUGGCCAGUCAGAGAGAAACAUAAACCAACAGAGACUGAACAUGGGCUCACAUUAUAAAAGCCCAGGCUUUCAUGCUGGAGGCCCACCUGGAGCCGUGGAGUCCGCCAUGGGCCCCAUGAACGAGUCCCAAAUGCUGGGGCUCAAUAUGAACAUGAACGGUGAGCCUUACGCUGGGUUUCACCCUCGGGGACACCCAGACAUGCAUACAGGGGGCGGACUCCAGCAGCAGCAGCAGCAAGGACCCAUGCAUGGAUUUUUUAACAACCAGCAACCUCAUCAAGGACACCCGCAUGCCCAUCAACCUCACCCCCACCAACAUCACCCUCAUUUCGGUGGGAACUUUGGAGGCCCAGAUCCAGGGUCGUCAUGCCUACAUGGAGGGAGGCUGAUGGGCUACAACAGCAAUGGCAUGGGACCACAGCAGGGUUUUGGAGAGGGUUUUGACCCUCUUGCUGAGGGACCGGCAGGAGAAGGCUUUCCACAGCAGCAGCCACAGCAGCAGAGGCCUGCUAACAUACCUGAAUUUCAACAUCAUGGUCCCCCCAGCGGCAAUCACCCCGUCCCUGCUCCCUGUCUUCCCCUGGACCAGUCGCCUAACAGAGCAGCAUCUUUCCACGGUCUUCCGUCUUCUUCAUCUACGUCAUCUGAGCCUCACACGAUGGAGCCUCGACGGAUGCCCAACCAAGGAGCCGUGGAGGGGCUAGAGUACAACUUUCCAAGCGAUCCGCCAUCUGGACAUUUUGAUGUACCUGUGUUUUCCCCAUCAGAGACAGAAUCUCAGCUACCACAUUUUGGGCCAGGCCGGCCCGUUCCCAGUGGAAAUUUUCCAGGGAGCUCUGGCAUGCCUCGGACACCAGGCAUGCAGGGCAUUUCUAAGGGACACCAGCCGCCACCACAGCCCCAACAACCUCAGCAUGGAGUGUUUUUUGAGCGAUUUGGAAAUGGCCGGAAGAUGCCCGUGGGAAUGGAGCCGGGGGUCAAUGCGAGACAUCCCCUCAUGCAGCCGCAACAACAGACUGGCUUAAUAGCCAGACAGAACUCGUGCCCCCCUGGCCUCCCCCGACCCCCUCAGGCUGAGCCCGGCAACACUAACUCCAACAUUCUGGACGGAGGGGUCAUGAUGCCUGGCCAACAUAACCAGUUUGAAUAUCCCAUUCACAGACUGGAAAAUAGAGGUUUGCACCCCUAUGGGGACCCCAUGUUUAAUAUGCAACAGCCAGCUCCUCCUCCCUCCCAGCAGCCCCCAAAUCAGAGGCUGCAACACUUUGACUCUCCUUAUAUGAACAUGGCGAAAAGGCCCAGAUUUGAUUUUCCUAAUUCACAUGGUGGCGACGGUUGGUGCAGUAGUAUGGAUAACCACCUCUCUCCCUCAGCAUAUCCCGGCCUUCCUGGGGAGUUCACCCCACCUGUCAAUGAAGGUUUUGCACCAGGUCCCUUACAACAUCCGGGGCCCGAGCCGCAGUCUCUGCAGCAGCGCCAAAACGCCGCCAUGAUGAUAAAACAGAUGGCCUCUCGCAACCAGCAGCAGAGGAUGAGGCAGCCGAGUCUUCAGCAGCUAGGUCACCAUGGCGACGUACCUCCUGUCCCAAUGACUCAUGGAGGUCCAGUUGGGAACAUGCCUCAGCCCAACUUUGACAGGGAGAACAGUGGCAGAAUGCCCAGCAUUGAUGGACAAAAUCCUCAUGUAACUCAGGAGAACUCCUGGUUUCAGGGGUCCCACCCACCUGGAGAGAUCAUGUCACGGCGCAUGGGUGGGGCUGGCAAUGAGUCCGGGCCUAAUGAGAUGGGGCUGCAACAGAACGGGGCUGGGAUGAUGUUCAGGCCAGGCAUUGGAAUGCAGGAGCCAAUGAGAAUAGCAGGAGACGGACAUGUUCAGACCCUUCAUUCUCCAGGCAUGCACUCACAGUUUAGUGGAAACAUGGGUAACCUCUCACAAAUGCAGUCGCCAGGAGCUGGAGGAGGACAUCCAAAUGCACCAGCAGAAAGGCGACCAGCUGAUUUUCCUGCACCUCCAAUGGGAGCACAGCCAACUUUUCCCUAUGGGGGGGCUAACCGCCAGGGGCCGCCUCACAGUGCUCCCCAGGGGGUGAGCACCUCACCAGGGAGCUACCCUCCACAGUCUGAGUUCCCCUCAGGCCAGCGGUCGUCUGUUAGUAAGCUGGGAGCUCUGUCCCUUGGGAACUUCAGCAAAACCAGCUCUAAAGACAGUGUUUUCGGUCAGAGCUGUUUAGCGGCCCUGUCCACGGCCUGCCAGAACAUGAUCGCCAGCCUAGGGGCCCCCAAUCUUAACGUAACAUUCAACAAGAAAAACCAAAAUGAGGGCAAGAGAAAACUAAGUCAGACAGAGCAGGACAUUAAUAGCAGCACAUCUAAUGGGACUGGAAGUGCUGGUCCUGAAUAUUUUCAGAGCAGCGCUUCCCAGAACAGCCAGAUGCCUGGCACCGGGAAUAGCAACUCUAAGCCUGUAAGUCAAAGCCAGACGGUGCAGGGGGAAGCCAGUGCCCUCUCCCCAAACUACAACAUGGACGCUACCCCGUGCAGUGAGGGGAAGGCAACAACAGGGAGUGGGAGAGGGAGAGGGAGGAGAAAAAGAGACAGUGGACAUGUGAGCCCUGGAAUUUUUUUUUCCUCUGAUAACGGUAACCCUGUUGUAAGUCCAGGCCAGCAGACCCCCUCGGCUGGCGUUGGGGAGAGGGGUGGGGGCACACCUCAUGAAAAACACCUUCAGUCACCCUCUUGGGGGAAAGGAGGUGACCUAAUGUUGGGGGACCAGGCUGACCUUAUGUCUUCUUUAGACAGUGGCAUUCAAAGUGUUGCUGCCAAGUCUGACAGCAGCUCACCACGAGUGGACUUCCCUGACGAUGUCAGCACCCACUAUGGCAACGAGGACGAGGUGUCAUCCAGCUCAGAUGCAGGAGGGGCUUCUGCCACCAAGCCCAAUCGCAGCCCUAUGAUCACAGGCUCACCCAAAAUGCAGCGGAGUGAUAACAGUUUAUUAAAUGGACAAAAGCCCCUUGGCAUGGGCAUAAACAAUCAUACUACCUCAGCACCAGACAGCUAUGGACUGAACUCUGGUGUGAGCACAGGGGCCAGCGGGGUGAGCCACCCGGGCACUCCUGGGGUGGAGCAGGUACGCACCCCGUCCAGCACCUCGGGCCAGGAAGAAAUCCACCCGCUGGAGAUCCUCCAGGCCCAGAUUCAGCUGCAGCGGCAACAGUUCAGUAUCUCAGAAGACCAGCCCCUGGCCAUGAAGAACGGCAAAAAGAGCAGUGACUGUCCCUCGCAGAAUGGAGACAAUGAGCUGCCAGGCUGCAGCCCGGAUGCAGGGAAGGGCUCAAUGGGCACUAUUGACCUUGACACCCUCAUGGCAGAGCAGCACGCCACCUGGUACGUGCCCAGUGACAAGACCAUGAUGGAUGGGUCAGAGGAUGACAAGGCCAUGGGACCCUGGGAAAAAAAUAAAAGCCAAAACAGCAGUAAAGAAGAAUCCGAGCUCUCCCAGAGUAAGACCGGAGCUGUGGCCCCAGGAGCCGGAGGGGGAGGAGGCGGGAGCAGCGGCGGGAACCACCUGCAGUGCCUGUCCGUCCACUGCACAGACGAGCUGGGGGACAGCAAGGGCCGAGGGGGGCCCGUCUCCUCUUGGCGCUCCAUCCACUCUGACAUCUCGAACCGAUUUGGGACGUUUGUGGCAGCUCUGACUUGAGCGACAAAACAGACUUGGAUGAAGAAGGAUACAAAACCAGAAAAAAAAACAAAAAACAAACAAAAAAACUGAAGGACAACCUCAGAGACCAAAAAAAAAGAAAAAAGAAAAAAAAAAAGCAGAAACGAUGACGAUGAUAUGUCAGUGAGACAGCUGUGUGCGGCUCUUGCCUGUUCAGGGAGAGAGACAUUCGUGCUCAUAAACG